Molecule: messenger RNA, 3940 nt
Organism: Salmo salar (Atlantic salmon)
Lineage: Eukaryota; Metazoa; Chordata; Actinopteri; Salmoniformes; Salmonidae
Source: RefSeq, a predicted model, not a curated record
GACAGCUCGAGCUCCUCUCCUCGCGGUUACGGUAGAGCACACUGGAUUGAACCAUCAGUGAACUGACAACGGGACUAUUAGCGCUCUGGAAAAAGGGUCGGGAAAAGCAGAAUUUUAUAUUUUCUUUUCAUUUGAAGGCUACGUUUCUCUGUAAGGACCCGUUGACAGCAGAGCCAGGAUGGAUGCUAAAGGCAUAUUCUCACUUCUGUUGCUGUGUUCUGUCACUGAGCUGUGUGUGUUGGCAAUCCCUGAGGGGAAUGACUCCCAGCAACAGCAGCAUACCCAGAACGUCUACCACGACAUCGGUGUCACCAGGAACACCAUAGUAACUGCUCAGUUUGAGUGCUAUCAGAAGAUCAUGAAAAACGACAAACACAACAAAAUAGGGCCAGUUUGUAACAGGACGUGGGAUGGCUGGCUGUGCUGGGAGGACACAGAGGCAGGCUUCACUACAAACCAACACUGUCCAGACUACUUCCAAGACUUUGACACAGCAGAAAUGGCAUCCAAAGUGUGCAGUGAAACGGGUAAUUGGUUUCUACACCCGGAGAGCAACAGGACAUGGACAAACUACACCAAAUGUACGGCAUACACCAGCGCAGGAAGAGUGACAGCGAUGAAUCUCUACUACCUGGUUCUGAUUGGACAUGGACUGUCGCUAACAUCAUUGUUCUUCUCAUUGGGAAUAUUUUUCCAUUUCAAGAGUCUAAGCUGCCAGAGGAUAACGCUCCACAAAAACCUAUUCUUUUCGUUUGUGUUGAACUCAGUCAUCACCAUCAUCUGGUUCACAGCGGUGGCUAACAACCAGGGACUAGUGCAGAGCAACCCUGAGAGUAUGAUGACUAACAACCAGGGACUAGUGCAGAGCAACCCUGUGAGCUGUAAGGUGAUCAUGUUUAUUCACCUGUACCUGUUUGGCUGUAACUACUUCUGGAUGCUAUGUGAGGGCAUCUACCUGCACACACUCAUCGUCGUGGCCGUGUUCGCUGAGAAACAACACCUCAUGUGGUACUACCUGCUUGGAUGGGGAUUUCCACUCAUACCUGCAUUGAUACAUGCAAUAGCACGAAGCUACUACUACAAUGAUAAUUGUUGGAUCAGCUCAAACACAUCCCUGCUCUAUAUCAUCCAUGGUCCCAUCUGUGCAGCCCUGCUGGUUAAUCUGUUCUUCCUGUUGAACAUUGUGCGUGUCCUCAUCACCAAACUGAAGGUGACCCAUCAGGCUGAAUCUAGCCUCUACAUGAAGGCUGUGAGAGCCACCCUGAUCCUGGUCCCUCUCCUGGGCAUCCAGUUUGUCUUGUUCCCCUACAAACCCCAGGGACGCUUCGCCUUGGAGAUCUACGACUAUAUUAUGAACAUCCUCAUGCACUACCAGGGUCUCCUGGUUGCCACCAUCUUCUGCUUCUUCAAUGGGGAGGUCCAAGGUGUUUUGCGACGGCACUGGAACCAGCAGAGGAUCCAGUUUGGCAGUAACUUUGCCCACGCAGACGUCUUCCGCUCAGCCUCAUACGUGGCGUCAUCCCUGACGGAGGUGCACCGCUGCUACAGCAUCGACGGGCACACCGAACACAUGAACGGCAAGAACAGCUACCACGACAUCGAGACAGUGACACCCACCAUACUCCGGUCGGACAACCCGUUUGCCUGAGGCCUGAGGCUGAAGGUCGGAAGUUGCGGGCCUUGGGUCUGUACAGUUACACAGUGGCAGUUAAACUUUCAGUUGAAAUGGCUGCAGACAAUUUGGAACUCUUUUUCCACCAUAUUCUAGAACAUUUUCUCAAACUCUUUGGCAGUAGCCUUCACAGCAAUUGGAUGAUGGUGAAAAAGUACAUGAAUGUUUAUAGGGAGCACUACUCAACCUCUUGAUUUGGUAAAUACAGUUACCUUCAACUGAUUCACUUUAACUUUACGAGGACUGAAUAGGCACUUAACUGGAGACACCUGUGUAAAGGAACGGACACUACCUACACUACCUUAAGGGUUUUAGCGUAAAUAAUGGACACUACCUUCACUACCUUAAGGGUUUUAGCAUAAAUAAUGGACACUAUCUACACUACCUUAAGGGUUUUAGUGUAAGGAAUAAAUCUUUCCGUUUCAUCCUGUGGACUGAAGAGCCUGCGACUGGACAACAACCUCUAACCCAAGAGCCUGAGACUCUACAACAACCUCUAACCCAAGAGCCUGAGACUCUACAACAACCUCUAACCCAAGAGCCUGAGACUCUACAACAACCUCUAACCCAAGAACCUGAGACUUUACAACAUCCUCUAACCCAAGAACCUGAGACUCUACAACAACCUCUAACCCAAGAACCUAAGACUCUACAACAACCUCUAACCCAAGAGCCUGAGACUCUACAACAACCUCUAACCCAAUAACCUGAGACUCUACAACAUCCUCUAACCCAAGAACCUGAGACUCUACAACAACCUCUAACCCAAUAACCUGAGACUCUACAACAUCCUCUAACCCAAGAGCCUGAGACUGUACAACAACCUCUAACCCAAGAGCCUGAGACUCUACAACAACCUCUAACCCAAGAACCUGAGACUCUACAACAUCCUCUAACCCAAGAGCCUGAGACUGUACAACAACCUCUAACCCAAGAGCCUGAGACUCUACAACAACCUCUAACCCAAGAGCCUGAGACUCUACAACAACCUCUAACCCAAGAGGAGUACAGUGCAAUUAACUUGUUGGGCCUACUGGUGAUAUAAUUACUUCCAUUCUGUAAAGGACAAAUGAAACCUAAUGUACAUGGACCUUAAGCACUGGAUUAUGUAUUAAGAUGGGCAGGCUCUUUAUGGCUCUCUUUAUGACAAGUAACUAAAGGUCACAGUGGAUGUUUUGAUACAGUGUACAGUUACAAUUGUUUUCUUUUACAGCAAUUAGCAUUGAAUAUGUUACCAUGUGUUGUUGUCUGUGGUUUGAAUUUGCAUGGUCAUUGAUGGCUACUUAUUUAUAACUAUGUUACAGUAGUACAAGAUGGACCACCCAUUAGAAUGUUAAUUUCCUGUCAAUGUAUUUCCCUGCCCAGCGGUCUUCUCCCUUCUGUCUAGACUAGGAUUUAGUCCCUCUGUGGGAUUUUAUGUCUGGCACAUAAAAUGACCUUGGUUUUGCCUCAGUUUUAUCUGUCAUAGUUGAAAGUAUGUAAGUCUUGUUUAAGUAUGUAAGUAUUUUUUUUUCAUAAAGUUGCUUCAUAUCCAAAUGCUGGAGAGAAUUCUGCUCACACGUGGAAACUUAAUGUAGAGUGAGAGAGAGCGCGUAAGAGAGAGAGGGGGGGGAGGGGGGGGAGGAAGGCAGAAAGCGGUGGGGAGAGACAGAGAGACAGGGAGAGAGAAAGAGACGGAGAGAGAGAGAGAGAGACGGGGAGAGAGAGAAGGACAAAGUGUUUGUGUUUCCUGUAUAUUUCAAUAUGUAUGUCUAUGGAUAUGCCAAUAUAGAAAUACAACAUGUUCAAGGAGGAGUCUGUAGGGUAUUUAUGUUUAUGUUACCUAUCAACCAUGAGUUACCUAUCUUCCGGUGGUAUGUCAUGUGGAUUUUGUCAGCACUGUUUUUAUGAACUUUGUAGUAGUAUUGUAUACCUUGAUAUUGUAGAACUGCAGUUCUGUUUUCAUUAUACAUGAUAACUGAUGGCUGGGCCUGACAUGAAUUAUGGAAGGUGUCUGAACUCAGAGUAAUGUUCAUUUGGUCUUUGGUAGUCAGGGAUAGGAUAUAGAAUUCAGAACAAACUGUUUUGUGUUCCACCCAAUUCUGACUUUUACUUAGGAACGCUUCAGGCAUGUUUCUCUGUUCUUCUAUGAAUCGAAUGUUUUUCCUUGUGCUGAGUGUUGACAUUGUACAGGUGCCAAACUGUUUAUUAUUUUGAUUGUGGGGAAUGCUGUACUGAAUGUUUGUGAAGUGUAAUGCAAUUAUAGGUCAUUAACAAACGUUGCUUUGA